AUGUCAACAUCAACACCCGAGAGAAGACGCGCCCUCGCCCCGCUAGACGCGAACAAGCAAUCACCAGCCCCCCCGCGCUUGAAGUUCGACAGCAGUAAUACCUUAACGAAGAAGCCCGUCAGUCCGGUCUCUGUUCGGGGCCUAGCCCUCGCGAGGUCCCCCGUCAAGAGCUCGGGGACCGAGGCGAGGAAGAGGCCGCUCGAGGUCUUCCAGGGAGAUGAGAACGGCAUCAUUGCGAAGAAAACCUGUGUAGAGGUGGAAAUCGGAAGGAACGAUAGGACAGGAGAUGAUUUCACUAUGUCCACAGAGAGGGAUCAAUCAGCUUCUCCCGACGCGUCGUCCAUAUUUGACACCUCCGGCCUCGAGACACACAACUCGACAGCUACCGAUGUUGAACUUGGCGAGAGUCCUCAAAGGGCGUCCGUGUCGCGUGCCCAGACCCGAAAGAUGGCUGGCGAUCUCUUGACGCGGCUCAGACUGGCAAACUACAAGGUCAGGACAGGUCAAGCCCACGUUCCCUUUACACAACUCGAGGCACGAUCAUUGCCCGGACGACGAAACAGCACCCCUCUACCGACUUUUCAAGUUCAGCAACCCUCUCCGCCAUCGGCUUCCCAAACGCGAACCACCGAGACGAAUGAGGGCGCCGAAGACGCGACGGGGCAACAACCACUCUUGGCAAGCAAGCCUCAAACACAAACAGUAACAGCUCCUGUUGAUAGGAGGAACGAGAGCAACGACGCCCAACUUUGGGGGGCGUCAACAUAUCGAAACGCCGGCCGAGAAGAACCCACGUUACCCCCUUUACUCACCUCUGGAAAGCCAACGCCAUUGAGGCCGACCGCGGGGGGAGAGGCAGAGAAACUCCCGAGUAGUGUGCGAAGGGGUGGUGCAGCCAGUAGCCUUCUCCGUUUGGCGAAGGGUGACGAUUGA
This is a messenger RNA of Scedosporium apiospermum, 933 nucleotides long. RefSeq lists its product as uncharacterized. The record is from RefSeq and is a predicted model, not a curated record. The transcript is spliced from 3 exons. NCBI's taxonomy places the organism in Eukaryota, Fungi, Ascomycota, Sordariomycetes, Microascales, Microascaceae. The coding region runs from base 1 to 933 and encodes 310 amino acids.